Messenger RNA from Dentiscutata heterogama, 170 nucleotides. The record is from the annotation of a GenBank genome assembly. NCBI's taxonomy places the organism in Eukaryota, Fungi, Glomeromycota, Glomeromycetes, Diversisporales, Gigasporaceae.
AAGUACAAUCCCAAGAAGCUUUACAAGCUUUAUUAGCUAUGGCAGCUAGUUUAAAUUCAUCUUCAACCCAAAAUAUAAAGUCAAACACAUCAUGGCCUUCAAAACAUCUUCAAGAAGAGGUUGGUAACCUAGAGUUAGGUGUAGAAAAAUUAUUGGAAUCAUUGCAGAAG